Messenger RNA from Camellia sinensis, 1020 nucleotides. Lineage: Eukaryota; Viridiplantae; Streptophyta; Magnoliopsida; Ericales; Theaceae. The record is from RefSeq and is a predicted model, not a curated record.
UAUAAUCCAAUUUUAUUUAUUUAUUUUGCAGAUUAUGAAGAGCAAAUCUCAACACAAGCCAUGAUGUUCAAUGACACAACCUCUAACCCUGACCUAAUUAUGGUCGCAUUCAGAGGCACAGAGCCAUUCGAUGCGGAUAAAUGGCGGACAGAUGUCGACUUCUCAUGGUUUGACCUUCAUGAUGUGGGUAAGAUACACGGUGGCUUUAUGAAAGCUCUAGGCCUACAAAAGAAAACAGGCUGGCCCAAAGAGAUAGAUAUGGGCCCGGGCCAACCAUCAUUUGCAUACUACACAAUUAGACAAAAGCUCAAAGACAUAUUAAUGGACAAGAAAUAUGAGAAAACAAAGUUUAUAGUGACCGGACAUAGUUUGGGAGGGGCAUUAGCAAUUCUGUUUGUGGCAGUGCUAGUGUUACAUGAGGAGGCAUGGUUGUUGGAGAGGUUGGAUGGGGUGUACACUUUUGGGCAGCCUAGGGUUGGGGAUGAACAAUUUGGAGAGUUCAUGAAGGAGAAAUUGAGGGUUUAUGAUGUGAAAUAUUUGAGGUAUGUUUAUUGCAAUGAUAUGGUGCCUAGAUUACCAUAUGACAACAACAUUUUCUUGUAUAAGCACUUUGGGCCUUGUCUAUACUUUACCAGCUGCUAUAAAGGCAAGGUUAACCUGAAAAUGCCAUACACUCAGUUGGAGUUUCCUCAACUAUUUGACAAUCUCAACAACAUCAAGAAGUACAAUUGGGUUGAGGCAAUAAAAGACACAUUGAUGAAUUCAAUGACAAAUGCAAACAACAACCCAAGACAUGUCACUGUAUGCGUCAUUACUGGUACUGUGAGCACAGUAAACUCCUCCAACCAUCCAACAAAGAAGGCUUCCCAAGGUUAUGUCCAAGCACAAACACCAACCAAAGUGGACGACAAGGACAAACUCAUAUCAGCCAUGAGAGCACAAAUGCAAAAUAUGGAACAAAAAUUCAUGGCUGAAUUGCGUAAAAAAGAAGAUCAAUUGAAGGAAAUGUCCACCAAAUAA